Molecule: messenger RNA, 1446 nt
Organism: Danio aesculapii
Lineage: Eukaryota; Metazoa; Chordata; Actinopteri; Cypriniformes; Danionidae
Gene: tbpl1
Product: TBP-like 1
Exons: 7
Coding region: 273-833 (186 amino acids)
Biological process (GO): DNA-templated transcription initiation
Molecular function (GO): general transcription initiation factor activity; DNA binding
Source: RefSeq, a predicted model, not a curated record
CCGAGGCAUCCUUGACAACAAUCGCCGGUGGUCUGUUGUUUGCGUCUUAACGCUUUUGUUUACUUUCCGUGAUCGUCACAACGUUCAUUUUAUUCGCAUAUGCGUGUGCUUUAAAACUUUACACCCUUCUUUUAGCAACUCCUUACUACAUCACAUAAUAAAAUUACCUGAAACGGACUAUUUGACGCUUCAUACCAGUCAAGUUGUAUUUGCUAAUUGACAUGCAUCUGUAAAGGGGUUGACAAGCUAAGCAAAACAUCUAGAGCGGCUCCAUGGAACCCAGUAAUGAUGUUGCGCUUGAUAUCAUCGUUACCAAUGUCGUAUCAGUCUUCAGAACCAGGUGCCAUCUAAACCUGCGCACCAUCGGCCUGGAGGGGACAAAUGUCAUCUACAAGCCUGAAGUGGGAAAAGUUCUGAUGAAGCUGCGGAAACCACGUAUCACUGCCUCUAUAUGGUCAUCAGGGAAAAUUAUUUGCACUGGAGCAACAAGUGAGGAAGAAGCCAAACUAGGCGCUCGACGGUUAGCCCGCUGUCUACAGAAGAUGGGAUUUAAGGUGAGGUUCUCGGACUUUAAAGUUGUCAAUGUGCUGGCGGUGUGCUCCAUGCCUUUUCAAAUCCGUCUCAUUGAGUUCACUAAGAACAACCGGCCCAUUGCCAGCUAUGAGCCCGAGCUUCAUCCUGCUGCGUCAUACAGAAUCAAAAACCUCAGGAGUACAGUGCAGGUGUUUUCCACAGGCAAUAUCACUGUUACAGGACCAAAUGUACAGACUGUGGCGUCUGCCGUGGAGCAGAUUUAUCCUCUGCUGUUUGAGUGUCAGAAAACACUGUCAUAAACCACACGCACACACGUAGGCACCGGUUUGAAAUGAAAAGCACCUUAUCAUUGAAUGUUUUAAGGCUUGUAACUGUUGUACUGUAUGUGUCUCCAAGGCAGCUUUUUUGCCAUUUCACGUCCAAGCGGGUCUGGGUCGUGUGUUUUCAGAGUCAUGCCUUUGAACGUUGACUUUGGUGUUUUCGGACCCCACGCCGAUUAAUGACGACCUCUUAAAGCUCAGAAGAGGACCAUUAGUGCAUUGACAUUGUGUUGCUGACAUUGUGUAGUUUAUAAACACUUGAAUUAACUGUAUUAUAAUGCAUGGACACCAAAGCAAAAACUGGCAAGCAGAGACAUUUUAAGGAUCGCAUUUUAAUGAAACGUCUUGGAAGUUUUAGCUAUGUUGAUUCUAGUGACGUCUUUACGGCUCAUUUAACGAUACUAUAAAUCAGAAGCGAGAGGUUAAAGGGCAAACAAACACUUCACAUUUCAACAGCAGGUGAUGUAUUUCUGGUUUACGCUGUGGACUGGAACACUCUGGGUUGUGGAGGAGUCUUUGGUCCAUAUGUUUAUGUAAUAUGUAAAAAACUUUUGUAUUUUAUAAUAAACAAAUAAAAUAACCUCUAUAUUAA